UAGAUUCCCUCACCCUCCUGGGUCCGUGCGGUCUCCUCGGACUCCACUUCCCAGCGGCGCCCGCGGCGGCGCGGGGCUUCGCGGGGGCACCCUAAGGCGGGGGCGGCGGCGGCGGCGGGGACUGGCAGCCCGUGGCGGGGGAGGCCGACGCCUCCCUGGGACUGCCGGGGCCGCCGUCUCCACUAUGCCGCUGCUGGUUGAGGGGCGGCGAGUGCAGCUGCCGCAGUCCGCCGCGGACCUCGUCCGAGCCCACCCGCUUCUCGAGGAAAGAGCCAGACUUCUCAGAGGUCAGUCUGUUCAACAAGUGGGACCCCAGGGCCUUCUGUAUGUUCAGCAAAGAGAGCUUGCAGUGACCUCCCCAAAGGAUGGCUCCAUCUCCAUUCUGGGUUCUGAUGAUGCCACCACUUGUCACAUUGUGGUCCUGAGGCACACAGGUAAUGGGGCUACCUGCUUGACACAUUGUGAUGGAACUGACACCAAAGCUGAGGUCCCCUUGAUCAUGAACUCCAUAAAAUCCUUUUCUGACCACGCUCAAUGUGGAAGGCUGGAAGUGCACCUCGUGGGCGGCUUCAGUGACGAUAGGCAGUUGUCACAAAAACUUACUCAUCAACUUCUUAGUGAAUUUGACAGACAAGAAGAUGACAUUCACUUAGUGACAUUAUGUGUGACAGAAUUAAAUGACCGGGAAGAAAACGAAAACCACUUUCCAAUCAUUUAUGGCAUUGCUGUCAACGUUAAAACUGCAGAGAUCUACAGAGCCUCCUUCCAAGAUCGCGGUCCGGAGGAGGAGCUGCGUGCUGCCCGAGCUUUAACAGGAGGACCAAUGGUUAGUAUUUACGAUGCAAAGACAGAACAACUUCGUAUAGGACCGUAUUCCUGGGUGCCAUUUCCACAUGUGGAUUUCUGGUUGCAGCAAGAUGAUAAGCAAAUACUAGAGGUGAGAAUUUACAAGAACCUUUCCACUUCACCUCUGGCCGAGCCCCCCCACUUUGUUGAACAUAUUAGAACAACCUUGAUGUUUUUAAAAAAAUACCCAUCUCCAACAAACACACUAUUUCCUGGAAAUAAAGCUCUGCUCUACAAAAAAAAUGAAGAUGGCUUAUGGGAAAAGGUCCUUUCUACAAGAAGCUAAAAAUAGGAAUUACCAAAGAAAGCAACUUUUUGGCAUGACAGAGACCACUGGUGGGGGUUGGACAGAAUAUUAAUUUGGAAUCUACAUCCGUUGAGUCUUAGUGUCUUUCAAAUGACUUUCAAAAUAAAAUCUUAUUUUGGCAAA
Eptesicus fuscus (big brown bat) is the source of this 1276-nucleotide messenger RNA. It is a transcript of the gene NTAN1, whose product is annotated as N-terminal asparagine amidase. Gene Ontology annotation, biological process: ubiquitin-dependent protein catabolic process. NCBI's taxonomy places the organism in Eukaryota, Metazoa, Chordata, Mammalia, Chiroptera, Vespertilionidae. Gene Ontology annotation, molecular function: protein-N-terminal asparagine amidohydrolase activity. Gene Ontology annotation, cellular component: nucleus. The transcript has 10 exons. The record is from RefSeq and is a predicted model, not a curated record. The coding region runs from base 185 to 1132 and encodes 315 amino acids.